Pelodiscus sinensis (Chinese soft-shelled turtle) is the source of this 3923-nucleotide messenger RNA. It is a transcript of the gene HSPB3, whose product is annotated as heat shock protein family B (small) member 3. Gene Ontology annotation, cellular component: cytoplasm; nuclear speck. The record is from RefSeq and is a predicted model, not a curated record. Lineage: Eukaryota; Metazoa; Chordata; Testudines; Trionychidae.
GAGUAGGCAUGCAACUGGAAGGAGCUCACUACGCCAAUCUGACUCUAUUGCUUUCUCUGGCUAUCAGAAAGCAGAAACUCAUAUUUCUCUCUCAGCAAUGGAAGGAGUAAUUACAAGACACUGGGUGGAAACUCCUGUACGUUAUCAAGAGCAGUUUGCUGUCCAAGAUCUGGAAGCAUGCAAGUUGGAUCACUUUUUAUAUGCAUUGCCAGGCUCAUCCACAGCUGAGGUGAAAAACAGACGUGCAACAACAAUUACAGCUGCAGCAGAGAAUAGCACAGAAGAAGGCAAAUCCAGUUUUCAAGUCUUAUUGGAUGUUGUGCAGUUCCGUCCUGAAGAUAUCAUCAUUCAGACUUUUGAAGGCUGGCUCCUGAUCAAAGCUCAGCAUGGACCUAGGAUGGAUGAACAUGGUUUCAUAUCCAGAAACUUUAUAAGACAAUACAAAUUACCUAAUGGAGUCAAGAAAAAAGAUUUGUCUGCACUCUUUUGCCAUGAUGGCAUUUUGGUUGUUGAAAUGAAAAGCUCAGAGGGAAUGGAUUAAAGUCUUGUUAAUUGUUAUUGGUGAGAUGACAUUAGUCCUAAUGUAAUUCAAACAAUGCUUUGCAAUGCAGCCAUGCAUGUGGAGUUGUUCGUUUGCAUUUACAACGGAGAUAAGAACAAAACUUUGCAUGUAUUUCUGGCAUGUUGAGUUUUAUUGUUUGAUGUGAAAUGUAAAACCACCUUCCUCCAGCUGCGUGUGUGUUGGAGACCUCUGCUUUUUAAACAAAACAAAGUUUAUGGCAAUCAUAACAAAUGAAAAGUAUUUUAUAUAUUGCUCUCUGAUAAGAUACCAAGUAUAAAGCAUGUAUAAAAUACCAAUAAAUGGGAUUUACUUUUGUAAUAUGUAUACAUGAGAUGAAUAAUGAAAGGAGCCACUGACAUUAGUCCAUCAGUUUUAAGGAAUUUUAAUUUACAUAACAGAAAAAUGCCAUAUUUUUAUUAGUUACAUCAUCAUAUAAUAUUAACUUCAGCUUUCUUAGAUGAUGUCCAAGUAUGAAUGAGCAGCAUGCAUUUGGUCUGCAAUAUAAUUUUUGGCAAAACAUUUUGAAUUCAUAUUCAUUUCUAAAAUUGCUUUCAAAUGUUCCAUUAAAAUGUAUUUAAGGGACUACUGAACAACAGAAUAAACAUUAAAUAGUGUUUUGAAAAUGCAAUGUUUCAAAAUAUGCCAUCUUUCUACUAACACUGAGUCAACUUAUUUUGAUAGAAAUUUUUUAACACUUUGUUUUUUAAUCUCAGUUCAUUUAUUUAAAUAUCCUGGCUUUCUCCCAACAAUAGAAGCAAAAUGAUGUUCAGUAAUAAAAGUUCAAAGGAAUCAAAGUCAUUCUUAUGUAGCUGCCCUUGAUUUAAAGGCAUUAAUGUGCUAGAGGUAAAUUCAAUCUAAUAAAUAUACACAAUCAAUUUGAUAACAAUCAUGUAAAUGUUUUGUUCUAUGACUUUCUUUAGUACUUAAAAGUCCUGAUCAUACAAUUAGCUCUAUGGGAGCAGAUGCUCAGUCCUUCAGAGCCCAGCUAGCUCUGCACCAGCAGAGGGGUUCAAAUGCCUGGGUGUGAUUGCAAGAUGUGGCCCCUCAUUAAGAACACAGGGCCACUUUCUCCUCCUGUGCAGACUAACUCGGCUACCCCCUGAAGUUUCUCCUCUUAGUUACACUAUAGCAAUCCCACUCAUUUCAUUGGGGUUGUAUAACUAAGUUUAGACAGAACUCUGUCUGCUAUUUCUAACAAAUGGUCCUCAACAUUUAAAAAAGAUUUGUCACAAAUGGUACUGUAAAUACUCAAAGCAUUCUAGGGGAACUGCAGCUGCAAAUGAAACUGCCUCCUUUUAUGUAUACUUAAGAUAAGUAUGAGUGCUGUGCUAUGAAUAGUAAAGGAAUGCAGAGUGGAAAGUGCAAAGCUAAAUACAGACUCUUUCUGAUAGCCAUCUGCUGUUCAGACACGUUAAAAACAUUUUUGAACAAAAUCAAAUACAAAAAAAAUUCUGCGUAUAUUAAAUCACAAAUCAUAGUUUAACAAAAACAUUAGUUUCUGAUUUACAGUGAAAGCACUACGAUUGUGUGUUUGUGUUGCCAUGUUUAGAAAUGUUUGUAUUAAUGAUCAAUUACAUUUGAAGACAAUUGAAAACCAUUGGUUUGGGAAAGAAAAUAGGCCAUAUACCCAUUUUUUAUUUUUAUUUUCACUACAAACUCAUACCAAUUUAAAAGUAAGUUUGCUUUUCACAAGAAAUGAUGCACAAGAAAUGAAGUCCAGAUCCUGCAAUUCAUUGCAUAUGGUCACUCUGCUGCAAUACAUUUGUCUUUCUGUAUCCAUAGGUUUGAGGAAAUUUGAAUGAGAUUCCAGUUACAAAAUUCAGAUCCAGAUUCAAAACAUUUCAAAGUUCAGAAUCUUUCAGAUCCAGAGAUUUCAUUGAACCCAUGAUAUAAAUUAUACUUAUUUGCAAAUUUUAGAUGAAAAUCUGGGAUUAGAUGUACAGUAAUUCCUCAUUUAACACUAUAGAUGUGUUUCUGAAAAUGUUCGUACUCAGCGAAAAUAUGCUAUGCGGAAUCAAUUUUCCCAUUAAAAAUAAUGGAAAAGGUGGUGAUGAAGUUUCAGCUGGUGAUGGCAAAGUCACUUUUUUGUUGGUGCUGGGUCAUCAACAUCAACAUUAGAUAUCUAGCAACUCAAGUCACUGUGGUUUGUCAAAACACAAAGAUAAACACGUGAGUGAGCGGAGGAACGCUGUGACCACGUAUAUUCAUCCACUAGUGCGUAUUACCAUUGUUUUCACCAAUUUAUACCGCCAUGUAAAGUAGUCUGCCACUUGAUUAUUUUCGUGUGUUAUUCGAAAAAUGUUCCCUAAAAAAAUUGUGCUAUUGCGAAAACAUGUUAAGCAGGCACAUGUUAAACGAGUAUUUACUGUAUUUAGAACAAUGGCUUUUACACCAUCAGAUGUAAUGAGAUGUGGAUUAUAUAGAGGUAACCAGCUAUACUGUAGUAUCAUUUUAAAAAACCUUAAUAUUCGUCUCGCUCAUUUUACUUUACAAAGAAUUUGAAAAAGAUGAUAAUUUAAAAUAAAAAAUCCACCCCAUCUGUUAUUAAAGAGAAAGCAUUCAGAGAUAACAUAGGAGAUUUGCAAAAUAUAGAUUUGCCAAUUAUAAAAAAGUUAUACAAACAUAAAACCCAUGGAUGACUUUAUAAAUAAAUCAAGUUCUGACUAAACGGAAAUUUGACAAGUAAUUAGUCCAUAAUCCUGACAGCUUGACUUGCAUUUAUAUACACAUGAGAAGAGCUAACCAAGAAGAAUGCAACUGCUACACCCAGCUCUAGAUUUUUUCAAAUAAUAAAGGGCUGAUCCUGAACUAAUUUAUGCUGAUGUAAGUCAGGAGUAAUUAUAUUAAAGUCUGUGAGGGUUACACUGGUGUGAAACCAUUGUGUUGGUCAAAUGGAGUUCACACAGCUGGAAGGCUUAUAGUUGAAAUCUCUACACCCAGAAGUAAUGCUGUUGCAAGUAGGUUUCACAUCUGAGCUACUGCAAAUAAAACACAUACUUUUCCUGCAACCACAUGUGCCUCUUUGCAUGUCAACUCCUUCGUACUCCAUAAUAUGCCAAUGCUCUAUCUGUGUUCUCUGAGAAGAAAGCUCUGGAGGCUGUGCUAGAGCAUUUAACCUGGAGUCAAGGGAGCUGAUGGACAAGCUCUUUAACUUGUCCAUUCUACAUCAAGUGUUGCUAACUCUUGAAAUGUUGUCACAAGUCUCAUACUAUCUGGUAGGUUUAUUAGUGCAUUAAUUGCUGGAGCUUUAAUUUUAAAGUUUCUUAGAUCUUUCUGUUUUGGAAAAAAAGACUGAAAAUGUGACUCAAAUACCAAAAGGCAAAUGAAAAGCCAGAGUAAGGCUGUGUGUACACUGCACCCC